AUGGGCUGCGCUCCCAGCAUCCACGUCUCGCAGAGCGGCGUGAUUUACUGCCGGGACUCGGACGAGUCCAAUUCCCCCAACCAGACCACCACCAUCUCGCAGGGCACCGCCACCCUGCACGGUCUCUUCAUCAAGACAGACGCGGCGGACUCCAUCCCCUCCGUUCUCGCCUACCAGAGCCGGCAGCAGCCGCCGCCCUCCGCCGGCCCUCGCCGCAAGGAGCGCAGGGAGCCGGGCUCCUCCGCCCGGGCCAGGACGCCCCGCUGCUGUGGCAUCGAGGCGGAGACCCAGACCAGCAACGCAAGCGUCAAGCAGGCUUCAACUGCUGAAGUACAAAUUGGGCCCAUGAGACUGACACAAGAUCCAAUUCAGGUUUUGCUGAUCUUUGCGAAAGAAGACAACCAAAGUGAUGGUUUCUGGUGGGCUUGUGACAGAGCUGGAUACAGGUGCAAUAUUGCCCGGACUCCAGAGUCAGCGCUUGAAUCUUUUCUUGAUAAGCACCAGGAAAUAAUUGUUAUAGAUCACAGGAACUCCAGAUAUUUUGAUGCGGAAGAUAUCUGCAGGUCUAUUCGCGCCACAAAACCAUCCGAGCACACUGUAAUACUUGCUGUCAUUCCGCGCACAUCUGCUGACCAAGAAGAGACUUCUGUUCUUCCUCUUCUUAAUGCAGGCUUUGAUAGGCAAUUCAUGGAGAAUAGCAGCAUAACUGCUUGUUACAAUGAACUGGUUCAAAUAGAACAUGGGGAAGUGCGAUCUCAGUUCAAAUUACGGGCUUGUAAUGCAGCAUUUACAGCAUUAGACCGUUGUCAAGAAGCUAUAGAAAUAACCAGUGAAGAUCAUGUCAUUCAGUAUGUUAAUCCAGCCUUUGAACGGAUGAUGGGUUAUCACAAGGGAGAGCUUAUUGGCAAGGAACUUACUGAACUACCAAAAAGCGAUAAAAACUGUGCGGAUCUUUUAGACACUAUCAACACAUGUAUUAAAAAAGGAAAGGAAUGGCAAGGAGUUUACUAUGCAAGAAGAAAAUCAGGAGACAGUAUCCAGCAGCACGUGAAGAUAACACCUGUGAUUGGUCAAGGAGGGAAAAUAAGACACUUUGUGUCCCUCAAAAGGCUGUAUUGUGCCAGUGAAAACAGCAAACAGCUCUACAAGAGUCAUCAUGAUGAGAAGUACGCAGGAGACAACUCUCAGUCAGAAUCCUAUUCCUUCAAAUUCAAGAACAGAAGAAAAGACUCAACUGAUGUUAACUCAAUAACAUCCCAAAGUAGCGAUGCUUCAAGUUUACAGACCCGACGCUACUCUUCCAUGGCAAGGAUCCACUCAAUGACAAUAGAAGCUCCUAUCACAAAGGUUAUUAACAUAAUUAAUGCUGCCCAGGAAAACAGCCCCGUCACAGUAGCAGAGGCCUUGGACAGAGUUCUGGAGAUCCUGCGGACCACGGAACUUUACUCUCCUCAGCUAGGUACCAAAGAUGAAGAUCCUCACACAAGUGAUCUUGUUGGAGGUCUGAUGACUGAUGGUUUGAGAAGACUGUCAGGAAAUGAGUAUGUGUUUUCUAAGAAUAUGAACCUGAGCCAUAGUCACCUUUCAGUGCCAAACACCGUCAACGAUGUUCCGCCCUGUAUCACACAGCUCCUAGAUAACGAGGAAAGCUGGGACUUCGAUAUUUUUGAGUUGGAGGCUCUUACAAAUAAAAGGCCACUAGUGUUUUUGGGUUUAAAAAUUUUUUCCCGGUUUGGGGUCUCUGAGUUUUUAAACUGUUCGGAAGCGACACUGCGAGCGUGGCUGCAGGUGAUUGAAGCCAACUACCACUCCUCCAACUCAUACCACAACUCCACCCACGCAGCGGAUGUCCUGCAUGCUACCGCCUUCUUUCUUGGGCAGGAGAGAGUUAAGGGAAGCCUUGACCGUUUGGAUGAGGUGGCUGCAUUAAUAGCUGCCACCAUUCAUGACGUAGACCACCCUGGACGGACCAACUCUUUCCUGUGCAAUGCAGGCAGUGAAUUAGCUGUCCUUUACAACGAUACAGCUGUAUUAGAGAGUCAUCACACAGCACUGGCGUUUCAGCUUACAAUUAAAGACAGCAAAUGCAACAUUUUCAAAAAUAUUGAUAGAAAUCACUACCGGUCUUUGCGCCAGUCCAUUAUUGAUAUGGUUUUGGCAACGGAGAUGACAAAGCACUUUGAGCACGUGAACAAAUUUGUGAACAGCAUCAACAAGCCAAUGGCAUCUGAAGAGACCAGCUCACGCAGCGAAGGCAGUGACUGUGAAUGUGCAGCCAAUAAAAAGAAUUUUCCAGAUAAUCAGACACUGAUCAAGCGCAUGAUGAUUAAAUGUGCGGAUGUAGCAAAUCCAUGUCGCCCCCUAGAGCUGUGUAUCGAAUGGGCAGGGAGGAUUUCAGAGGAGUAUUUUGCACAGACUGAUGAAGAGAAGAGACAAGGUCUGCCUGUUGUAAUGCCAGUAUUUGAUAGAAACACCUGCAGCAUCCCCAAGUCUCAAAUUUCCUUCAUUGAUUAUUUUAUAACAGAUAUGUUUGAUGCAUGGGAUGCAUUUGCACAUCUGCCUGUUUUGAUGCAAAACUUGGCUAAUAACUACAAACACUGGAAAACAUUGGAUGAGUUAAAGUGCAAGACUCUCAGGCUCCCAUCAGAAAACAACAACUAACACUAAAGCAAGAAAAAC
Messenger RNA from Grus americana (Whooping crane), 2679 nucleotides. It is a transcript of the gene PDE8B, whose product is annotated as phosphodiesterase 8B. The transcript is spliced from 22 exons. The record is from RefSeq and is a predicted model, not a curated record. Lineage: Eukaryota; Metazoa; Chordata; Aves; Gruiformes; Gruidae. Gene Ontology annotation, biological process: signal transduction. The coding region runs from base 1 to 2661 and encodes 886 amino acids. Gene Ontology annotation, molecular function: 3',5'-cyclic-AMP phosphodiesterase activity.